CGGGGCCGCUCAGGGCUUGGGGAAGGAAAGUAGAGGGGGAGGUGGCGGCGACGUCCAGCCUGAGAACCCUCGGAGAGGGAGGUGACGGGACGCUGCGAGGAAGAGACCUGGGAACUUAAGUCACUUGCAGAGUACCCUGGGGAUUGCAGCUACUGAGCAGAGAUUCUGGAAAACAUUGUGUUCCUGAGGCCCCAGCAUGGCGGGCCUAAAGCGGCGGGCAAGCCAGGUGUGGCCAGAAGAGCAUGGUGAGCAGGAGCACGGGCUGUACAGCCUGCACCGCAUGUUUGACAUCGUGGGCACCCACCUGACACACAGAGAUGUUCGUGUGCUUUCCUUCCUCUUUGUUGAUGUUAUUGACGACCAUGAACGUGGACUCAUCCGAAAUGGACGGGACUUCUUACUGGCACUGGAGCGCCAGGGACGCUGUGACGAGAGUAACUUUCGACAGGUGCUGCAGCUGCUGCGCAUCAUCACUCGCCAUGACCUUCUGCCCUAUGUCACCCUCAAGCGGAGACGGGCUGUGUGCCCUGAUCUUGUAGACAAGUAUCUGGAGGAGACAUCAAUUCGCUAUGUGACCCCCAGAGCCCUCAGUGAUCCAGACCCGAGGCCUCCCCAGCCCUCUAAAACAGUGCCUCCCCAUUAUCCUGUGGUGUGCUGCCCUACUUCGGGUCCCCAGAUGUGUAGCAAGCGGCCAGCCCGAGGGAGAACCACACUUGGGAGCCAGCGUAAGCGCCGGAAGUCAGUGACACCAGACCCCAAGGAAAAGCAGACAUGUGACAUCAGACUGCGGGUUCGGGCUGAAUACUGCCAGCAUGAGACUGCUCUGCAAGGCAAUGUCUUCUCCAACAAGCAGGACCCACUUGAGCGCCAGUUUGAGCGCUUUAACCAGGCCAACACCAUUCUCAAGUCCCGGGACCUAGGCUCCAUCAUCUGUGACAUCAAGUUCUCUGAGCUCACCUACCUCGACGCAUUCUGGCGCGAUUACAUCAAUGGCUCAUUACUAGAGGCACUUAAAGGUGUCUUCAUCACAGACUCCCUCAAGCAAGCUGUGGGCCAUGAAGCCAUCAAGCUGCUGGUGAAUGUGGAUGAGGAGGACUAUGAGCUUGGCCGACAGAAACUCCUGAGGAACUUGAUGCUGCAAGCAUUGCCCUGACCUUUUCCUCUCCUCACCUCUCUGGGAGCUGUUCCCACCACCCACCUCUGGAGCUUACAUACUGUUCUGGGGUUUGUUCUCUACCCUUCCAACCAAUCACACUGCAUUUUUUUUCCAAAGGAAAAGACAAAGGAAAGUGGAAGUGGUAUUCCCCACCCCUCCCUGCACCCAUGUGCCUGGGCUUCCCAUUUCCUGUUUCCAAUUACCCUCUAAUGUGUGUCUCUACAGCCACCUUACCACUGAGCCGUAAGACAAAUGUAUAGGGAUAAAGUCUAUAGAACGUAGUCUUUGUAAGGGAUUGAAGUGAACACUGCUUUUGGGUGCAUCGAGGGGUUGUCAAUACUUCUGGCUUUAUGAGGGCUCUUAAAUUUUGUCUGGGAAAAAAAAAAAACAAACCAAAGGGCUGUGAGUAAGGGAGCUGUGUGGAAGGUGGGACUCGGAAGUGUAUUUUGGAAAUUAAUCACCACCUUCUUCCAAAUUAUAGAAUUUUUUUAAAAACAAAGAAGCUGUGGCCCUCUCCGCUUUCUCCUGGCCUCUGGUGCUGCUCCUCUCUGCCUUCUUUCCUCCAUUCCAUGGCUUGAAACUGUUGCCUGGUGUGGCUCCUUCCUUUUCUCUUUGUCAAACCCUCUUCAAGGGAGCAACAGAUAGGAGGAUAAGGUCAGCCUAAUAACUCUCCUAACUGCUGUGUGUGUGGGUGUGCGCGCGUAUGCACACCCAUACACAGGUUCGAUGGGGUAGAGGCUGCUCAUUAAAGUACACUCCCCUGACAGAGGGGAGUGAGACACUUCCAUUUUCAUGUGAAAUAAACAACAAACACUGCAGCUUUUUUCCCUUUGCUUUCUUCUGGCUUGGGCAAAGGGCACCAUGGGAGAAAGUGAAGUAAUUCAGUAUCACUUCCUCCUUUUCCUUCCUUCUUUUCUACUUUACUCCUACUCCUGUGCCUGGGAGAAAGGGGCUAGGAUAUGCACUGAGUGUUGCACUUUUUUUUUAGGUAGGGAGGUAUGUUGAAUGAGCCAGGAGACCUAGAACUGGAGCCUUGUCCAGCAGGUACAAUGCCACCUCCCCUUCCAGCUCCCAAAGGAGAUGUCCAGACACAGAUGUUGUUAUUAUUAUUAUAUUUUUUUCAAUGCCAGUGCUGCUCAGCCCUCAGCAUAACUUCAGUUUUCAUGAAAUAAACAGUGACUAUAUGAAA
This is a messenger RNA of Jaculus jaculus (lesser Egyptian jerboa), 2345 nucleotides long. It is a transcript of the gene Dedd, whose product is annotated as death effector domain containing. The record is from RefSeq and is a predicted model, not a curated record. Gene Ontology annotation, molecular function: protein binding; DNA binding. NCBI's taxonomy places the organism in Eukaryota, Metazoa, Chordata, Mammalia, Rodentia, Dipodidae. Bases 197 to 1153 code for a protein of 318 amino acids. Gene Ontology annotation, cellular component: nucleolus. The transcript has 6 exons. Gene Ontology annotation, biological process: regulation of apoptotic process; apoptotic process; extrinsic apoptotic signaling pathway via death domain receptors.